AUGGCAAAUAUACACACUAUUUCUUUCUGUCAUUUUUGUUCUCUCCAUUGCUCUGAAACAGGGAGGCUCCACACGACCAACAAUCCGUACCAGAGAGUAGGUCCAAGGGGUUUCAUCCAUGUGAAGAUUCUUAAGAAAAACAAACUCUACAUCCGCAUCGAUUUGCCCGGCGUUCCAGACGACGCCGUCCACUACAGAGUCGACUCCGUGAGGCAAAAGAUUGUCUUUUUCUCCGGCGAGACUCUCGACGACGGAUACGAGAAGAAGGACGGCGUGCGUGAGUACUUCGGAACCGCCGGUCUAGGCUGCGACUGCUGCAAGAUCACCGGCGUGGAUGCCACAAUGAAAGAUGGGGUCUUACGGAUGAUUGUCUCAAGAGUCGAAGUGAAGGACUUUAAGAAGAAGUGUACUCUCACCGUGCCUCCUUUCACAGGUUCGAUCCCAUUCCUCUCCAGGAAAUCCACCAUAUAUGGUAGAUCUGGAACAUACGAGGAGAAGGAGGAUCAUCCGUUUAUGGUGAAAGGUCGUAAGGGAGUGAUAAACUCUGGUGAUCGAACAGCUGAUGGAGGUACUUACUAUUCAAUAGAUCUGCCAGGGGUCUGUAGUGAUGAUAUAACAGUGUUUCCUGGUGAGAAUGAAGUUAGAUUCUAUGUUGAGAUCAGGAAUGUGUAUGAGCACGACGAGGGUGGCCGUAUUUACAUGGGAGCCAUGAAGGGUACUACUCCUCCCCACGCACCUUCGUAUUUGACCCAUGACAUCACUUGGGAUGCAGAGUAUGAUUCAGAGGAAAUAUCCGUUCAGACACUCAAAGCUACACCAACUGGAUCAGAUUGGAAUUCAAAUCAAUAA
Messenger RNA from Thlaspi arvense, 849 nucleotides. NCBI's taxonomy places the organism in Eukaryota, Viridiplantae, Streptophyta, Magnoliopsida, Brassicales, Brassicaceae. The record is from the annotation of a GenBank genome assembly.